Messenger RNA from Drosophila eugracilis, 1318 nucleotides. Its product is annotated as peroxiredoxin 1. The record is from RefSeq and is a predicted model, not a curated record. Gene Ontology annotation, molecular function: thioredoxin peroxidase activity. Gene Ontology annotation, cellular component: cytosol. The coding region runs from base 664 to 1254 and encodes 196 amino acids. Gene Ontology annotation, biological process: hydrogen peroxide catabolic process; cellular response to stress; cell redox homeostasis. Lineage: Eukaryota; Metazoa; Arthropoda; Insecta; Diptera; Drosophilidae. The transcript has a single exon.
AUGUAGAUGCAAAAAAAAGAGAAGAAAAAUCCGACGCCUUCAAUCGAUCAAAGCCAAUAAACCGCACAAAAAUGCUCAAAUUUCCACGUGUUGGCUGAAAGGUGUCAUAUGCGAAAUUAACACAACAAUCAUUUCACACGCCCAUUUAUCCAACCAACCAACCAACCAACCAGCCAGCCAGUCAGCAGGUGGAAGUUACAUAUAGGCAGUAUGUAGAAGCCCCCUCAACAUUCACAUAAUUGAAUUGAAUUCAAUUUAAUCGAUUGCGUUUCGGUUUAUGUUGGCCAAAAGGACCCUCUAAUUGGGGCUGAUCGUGUUACGAUUGUCGGUUAGAUAUGAGCUGGAAAUUCGAGUGGCAAAUGAACAGAAAUUUAAACGAAUUUCGAACGGCAAUGAUUAUCGAAAUAUGAAUCAACGGAAAAUGAUUUAUUCUAUCAUGUAGUUGUGGGAAAUGUGUUUGAAAUUGAAUUAUAAGGGGGGGAGGUUUACCCUUAUGAAUUUGUUUAGAUUUUCUUGUUUUUGGUAACAAAUCAUAACACCUAGUAAGCCUAACAAAAUAACUCUGAGCUUUAUCAUUCCUUAACAUAUCUGAGAACCGAACAUAACUUACAACUACUACUAACUAAAAAAUAAACUAAAAUAAUAGAACAAAAACCCGUCAAGAUGCGUAUGCUGAAUAUUAAUCAAGUGGCUCCGGAUUUUUCGACCGAAGCAGUGAUAUCUGGUGGCUUCCGUAGCUGUUCCCUAUCGGAUUUACGUGGCAGAUAUGUCCUUUUAAUUUUCUAUCCGGCUGACUUUUCCUAUGUCUGCCCAACCGAAUUGCAGGCGUUUAGUGACAGAGCACCGGAAUUUCGUAACAUUGGCUGUGAAGUGUUGGCCUGUUCCACGGAUAGUCAUUAUGUACACUGCGCCUGGAUGAAUACACCACGUAAGAGUGGUGGUCUUGGGGAGUUGGAUAUACCAUUGCUGGCUGACAAGAACAUGAAGAUAGCCAGGGACUAUGGAGUACUAGAUGAGGCCACAGGACUGGCUUUACGGGCCUUGUUCAUUAUCGAUCGUGAGGGUCGUAUACGUCAAAUCACCGUUAAUGAUGUGGGCGUGGGUCGCAGUGUGGAUGAGGCAUUGCGUCUGGUUCAGGCCUUUCAGUUUAGUGAUGAAUUCGGUGAGGUUUGCCCGGCCAAUUGGCGUCCGGGUUCCAAGGCCAUGAAGGCUGAUGCAACCGGAAAGGAGGAGUACUUUAAGUACGCAUCUUAAACUAACAAUGAAAACUUGUCCAGCAGAUUGCAAGCAGUCAUUAUAAUAUAUUGAACAUGAAAAA